Molecule: messenger RNA, 1538 nt
Organism: Enhydra lutris kenyoni (northern sea otter)
Lineage: Eukaryota; Metazoa; Chordata; Mammalia; Carnivora; Mustelidae
Product: iroquois homeobox 3
Exons: 4
Coding region: 1-1509 (502 amino acids)
Biological process (GO): regulation of transcription by RNA polymerase II; cell development; neuron differentiation
Cellular component (GO): nucleus
Molecular function (GO): DNA-binding transcription factor activity, RNA polymerase II-specific; RNA polymerase II cis-regulatory region sequence-specific DNA binding
Source: RefSeq, a predicted model, not a curated record
AUGUCCUUCCCCCAGCUCGGAUACCAGUACAUCCGUCCGCUCUACCCACCCGAGCGCCCGGGGGCCGCCAGCGGCGGCGGCAACGCUGGGGCCCGGAGCGGCCCAGGAGCCGGAGCCUCGGAGCUGGCCGCCUCCGGGUCCCUGUCCAACGUGCUCUCCUCCGUGUACGGGGCGCCCUAUGCCGCGGCGGCAGCGGCUGCCGCAGCCGCCCAAGGCUACGGUGCCUUUCUGCCCUACGCCGCCGAGCUGCCCAUCUUCCCGCAGCUGGGCGCGCAGUACGAGCUGAAAGACAGCCCGGGGGUGCAGCAUCCGGCCGCGGCCGCCGCGUUUCCGCACCCGCACCCCGCCUUCUACCCGUAUGGCCAGUACCAGUUCGGGGACCCGUCCCGUCCCAAGAACGCCACCCGGGAAAGCACUAGCACGCUCAAGGCCUGGCUCAACGAGCACCGCAAGAACCCCUACCCCACCAAGGGCGAGAAGAUCAUGCUGGCCAUCAUCACCAAGAUGACCCUCACCCAGGUGUCCACCUGGUUCGCCAACGCGCGCCGGCGCCUCAAGAAAGAGAACAAGAUGACUUGGGCGCCCCGCAGCCGCACCGACGAGGAGGGCAACGCCUACGGGAGCGAGCGCGAGGAGGAAGACGAGGAGGAGGAUGAAGAAGACAGCAAACGCGAGCUGGAGCUGGAGGAGGAGGAGCUCGUGGGGGAGGAGGAGGACACGGGGGGCGAGGGCCUGGCGGACGACGACGAGGACGAGGAGAUCGAUUUGGAGAACUUAGACGGUGCGGCCACGGGGCCUGAGCUCGCCUUGGCUGGGGCGGAGCACAGGGACGGCGACCUCGGCCUGAGACCCAUUUCAGACUCCAAGAAUAGCGACUCGGACGACAGCUCGGAGGGCCUGGAGGAGCGUCCACUGCCGGUGUUGAGUCUGGCCCCAGCGCCACCGCCGGUGGCCGCGGUCCCGCCGUCUCCGCCCUCGCCGCCUGCGGGCCUGGACCCCUGCGCUCCGGCGCCAGCGCCCGCCUCAGCCCUGCAGAAGCCCAAGAUCUGGUCCCUGGCCGAGACGGCCACAAGCCCGGACAACCCGCGCCCCUCGCCUCCGGGCGCCGGGGGUUCUCCCCCUGGAGCCGCCGUCGCGCCCCCAGCCCUGCAGCUCUCUCCAGCCGCCGCGGCCGCCGCGGCUCACAGACUCGUCUCGGCGCCUCUGAGCAAGUUCCCCGCUUGGACCAACCGGCCGUUCCCAGGCCCGCCGCCGGGGCCCCGCCCGCACCCACUCUCCCUGCUCGGCUCGGCCCCUCCACACCUGCUGGGACUUCCCGGAGCCUCGGGCCACCCGGCCGCCGCCGCCGCUGCCUUCGCUAGGCCGGCGGAGCCCGAGGGCGGAACAGAUCGCUGUAGUGCCUUGGAAGUGGAGAAAAAGUUACUCAAGACAGCCUUCCAGCCCGUGCCCAGGCGGCCCCAGAACCACCUGGAUGCCGCUCUGGUCCUCUCGGCUCUCUCCUCGUCUUAGUACUUAUUUUUAAAAAAUUUUAAAUCGUU